AAUUAGUGUAGUAUAAAUAUGCAGGUGUUAAUUGACAAAAGCACAGUGCACUUCGUUGGUUCACAGGAACACAUUGUUUGCAAAAUGAACACAUACUUUGUGGUAUCUUGCCUUUUGGCAUUCACUGCAAGAGUGGCAGCUGCGCCGCAUGGGCAUGGGGUGGCAUACUUGCCCAUUACAACUGUAGAUAAAAUUAAUGACCCUAGCUACGCCUUCGACUACGCAGUGAACGACCCGUCAACCGGCGACAACAAGGCCCAAUGGGAGGCGCGGCAUGGGGACGUCGUGAAGGGCGCCUACUCUCUGGUGGAGCCCGACGGCAACAUUCGCCUUGUAGAGUACACUGCAGACCCAGUCAGAGGCUUCAACGCGGUCGUCAAGAAGACCGGACCGAGCAUUCACUCCGUCGCUCUACCCGUAGCCAAACCCAUCGCCGUGGCUCCCGUGGUCGAGCAUGUCGCCCCGGUUGUAGCUCACGACGUCGCCCCAGUACUGACGCACGACAUCGGCCCCAUUGUCAACCACGGCGUGGGUCCCAUCAUACACGAGGUUGCCCCAUUAGCUCCGCUCGUUCACGAUAUCGGCCCGAUCGCCCCUCUCGUCCACGAGGCCCCUCUCAUCACCCCGCUCAUCGCCCCGCUUGACAUCCACUACCCCCUUCUACACUACGCCCCGUCCUACGGGCCCCUAGUCUCAGUUUCCGGAACCACGUACGGUGCCAAAGGCAACAUCGUCCGCAGAUGGACUGCUGGACCCAUGUCUUUAGACGGCAAGAAGAUAACCAUUAGAACGAAACAUCAUUAAAGAAUAAUAUUGUAAAUAACUUCUCCGUGUAUAAGUAACAUAAUUUAGUUACUCGCGGCGCUAGUGUGUUCUUGCAUUGUCAGCGACGUGCAAAAAUACACAUAGGUCGAAUAGAAGUUAAGCCUAAUUUUACGACUCCGAAGCAACGAGGUGUACCUGACUCCGACGAAUAUGUAUUCUGUCGCUGUAAAUAAAGUUAUUUAUUUCCAAA
Molecule: messenger RNA, 1015 nt
Organism: Ostrinia nubilalis (European corn borer)
Lineage: Eukaryota; Metazoa; Arthropoda; Insecta; Lepidoptera; Crambidae
Product: cuticle protein 18.6-like
Exons: 3
Coding region: 19-804 (261 amino acids)
Cellular component (GO): extracellular matrix
Source: RefSeq, a predicted model, not a curated record